This is a messenger RNA of Carassius carassius (crucian carp), 381 nucleotides long. RefSeq names its product protein chibby homolog 1-like. The coding region runs from base 1 to 381 and encodes 126 amino acids. The record is from RefSeq and is a predicted model, not a curated record. NCBI's taxonomy places the organism in Eukaryota, Metazoa, Chordata, Actinopteri, Cypriniformes, Cyprinidae. The transcript is spliced from 4 exons.
AUGCCCUUGUUUGGCAACAUUUUCAGUCCCAAGAAAACACAACCUCGGAAAUCUGCAUCCCUUUCUAAUCUACACACACUGGAUCAGUCAACACGAGAGAUUGAAUUAAGCCUGGAAUAUGGAUCUCCGGUGAUGAAUAUUGGCGGACAGAGCUUGAAAUUUGAAGAUGGCCAGUUGAUCUCAAAGUCAGGAGGUAAUGUAGCAGGAAAAGCGGUACAGCGACUGAAGAAAAGGAAUCUACAGCUAGAAGAAGAGAAUAAUCUCCUCAGGCUGAAGAUUGAGGCUCUUCUUGAUAUGCUUUCAGAGUCAACGGCAGAAACACAUCUAAUACAGAAGGACCUUGAAGAUUUCCGGAGUAAUUCUAGGAGAAAGAAAUUAUGA